AUGCUGCUUUGGAUUGUUCUGCUGAAUGCGGCUCUUUGUGUUGCUAGUGGAAACGUUACAAGGGACGUUUGUAAGGAGCAGAUAUGCUCUUGCAACGACAUCGAGGGAGAUCUGCACAUAGACUGCGAAAAAAGGAGCUUCACCACUCUGCAGCAUUUGACUGGCCCGAGCUCGCAGUUUUAUCACUUGCUGUUGCACGGGAAUUCUCUAUCCAGGCUAUUUCCCAACGAGUUCGCCAACUUUUACAAUGCUGUGAGCCUGCAUUUGGAAAACAAUGGUUUGCACGACAUUGUCCCCGGCGCCUUUCUGGGAUUGCAGCUGGUGAAAAGGUUGCACAUCAAUAACAAUAAGAUAAGAUCAUUCAGGAAGAGUACAUUUCUGGGGUUAGACGACUUGGAAUAUCUCCAAGCUGAUUUUAAUCUGUUAAGAGAUAUUGACCCCGCCGUUUUCAGGGACCUAAAUAAACUUGAAGUGUUAAUACUUAACGACAACCUCAUCAGUGCGCUACCUAUAAACGUGUUUCAACAUGUGCCCAUUACGCAUCUCGACCUGCGGGGGAACCGAAUCAAAACGUUGCCUUAUGAGGGGAUCCUUGAACAAAUACCGGGCAUUGCGGAGGUUUUGUUGGAGGACAACCCGUGGGACUGUAACUGCGACCUGGUUUCUCUUAAGGAAUGGUUGGAGAACAUACCGCAGAACGCGCUUAUUGGGAGCGUUAUAUGUGAGGCUCCCACCAGGCUGCAAGGGAGCGACUUGAAUGAGACGUCAGAAGUGGAUCUGUGCCCUUCACAGAGCGGCGGCGUGGACACCAGCCUGGUCGCCCCUCCCACCCAGGACGAGACCUCGGAGCCCGUGGCUCAGGCCCCGCGUCCCACGCCUUACAAGCCCAACGGAGACGCCAGUGGGGUCCCUACACCUGGAGGCCACGGACCCCGGAGCCGCUCCAAAUCUCGUGAGAAUUGGCAGCUGAAAACGAAGCCCACUCCGGUGCUGACAGGUGUGAACAGCGACAGAGAGCACAACGUGACGUGCCCCCAGCCGUGCAAUUGCAAGCUGGUCGGCUCCAGACAGGGGCUGGGGGUCAACUGCGAGGGCAAAAAGAUCGAAAGCCUAUCCAACCUUAAACCUAAACCAUUGGGCGCUCAUGAGUUGAACUUGAGAGAUAACAACAUCCACGCAGUGAAGAAGAACCAGCUGCUCGGUUACUCCAGCCUCAACCUGCUUGAUCUGGGUGGGAACAACAUCAAGGUGAUUGACAACAGCACUUUCCAAAACCAGAGCGAGCUGAGGUGGCUGUAUAUGGAUAAGAACUACCUGGAUACGCUCAUAGCAGAGAUGUUCGUGGGCCUUGUGAAUCUGGAAUAUCUCAGUUUGGAAUACAACGACAUCCAGCUGAUAGUGGCAGGUGCGUUCAGCCCCAUGCCAAAUCUGAGGGUUCUGUUCCUCAACAACAACUUGCUGAAAUCUUUACCCGUGGAUGCUUUCCUUGGGAUUUCUUUAUCCAAAAUUAGUCUGCAUAAUAAUUAUUUCCCCUAUCUCCCCGUGACUGGUGUGUUAGACCAGCUCAAUUCAAUCAUACAGAUCGAUUUGCAUGGGAAUCCGUGGGAUUGCUCGUGCAACAUCGUGCCCUUCAAGCAGUGGACGGAGAAACUGGGGGCUGAUGUGAUAGUGAGUGAUCUCAAGUGUGAGUCCCCUGAAGAGUUUUGGAAACGUGAUUUCCGCUACGUCCGGAACGACCUCAUGUGCCCCAAACUCUAUGACAGAAUCUCCCCCACCUCCCUAUCCAAAAACAGCACUUUCACCCUGGACUCGGGGACGCGCUCGAACUCUUAUUUGGAGCCGAAUAGGGUCUCCAUUUCUGUGCUCGUCCCCGGGUUGCUGCUGGUGUUUGUCACGUCCGCUUUCACUGUAGUAGGAAUGCUUGUCUUUAUUUUGCGGAAUCGAAAGAGAUCAAAGCGGAGGGAGGGGAACUCUUCUGCGUCGGAGAUCAAUUCCUUACAGACAGUGUGUGACUCGUCUUACUGGCACAGCGGGCCUUAUCACGCAGACGGGGGCGCGCACCGGGGCUUCGACUGCAGCACGCACCUCUCCACGACAAACGAUGCGUAA
This is a messenger RNA of Scomber japonicus (chub mackerel), 2109 nucleotides long. Its product is annotated as SLIT and NTRK-like protein 1. The transcript has a single exon. Gene Ontology annotation, cellular component: glutamatergic synapse; GABA-ergic synapse; postsynaptic density membrane. The record is from RefSeq and is a predicted model, not a curated record. Gene Ontology annotation, molecular function: protein binding. NCBI's taxonomy places the organism in Eukaryota, Metazoa, Chordata, Actinopteri, Scombriformes, Scombridae. The coding region runs from base 1 to 2109 and encodes 702 amino acids. Gene Ontology annotation, biological process: axonogenesis; regulation of presynapse assembly; positive regulation of synapse assembly.